This is a messenger RNA of Penicillium canariense, 1692 nucleotides long. RefSeq names its product MDR family MFS transporter. The transcript is spliced from 9 exons. The record is from RefSeq and is a predicted model, not a curated record. Gene Ontology annotation, biological process: transmembrane transport. NCBI's taxonomy places the organism in Eukaryota, Fungi, Ascomycota, Eurotiomycetes, Eurotiales, Aspergillaceae. Gene Ontology annotation, molecular function: transmembrane transporter activity. Bases 1 to 1692 code for a protein of 563 amino acids.
AUGCCUUCCACGGUAGUCGAGUCAUCCGACUCUUCCAUCAAACAGGAGUCAGUUGGUCAAGGACUAUCUAAAGAGCUUGCGUUGGACUCGGCUUCAUCAGGCGGCGCGCCAAGUAAGAACUCGGAAGUGCUAGGAGAGUCCAUCAAGGCUCGGGAGCGAGAGUAUAUCACUGGUUUUAAGCUAGUGAUGGUUCUUGUGGGUGUGACUUCAGUCAUGUUCUUAGUACUACUCGAUACUUCUAUCAUUGUCACUGCCAUCCCAGUGAUUACAACCCAGUUCCAUUCUCUGGAAGACUUGGGAUGGUACGGUAGCUCAUACCAGAUUGCCAGCGCUUGCUUACAACCCCUUGCGGGAACGGUCUAUACUAAUUUCCGCACAAAAUGGACCUUUUUGUCUUUCUUUUUUGUUUUCGAAUUAGGCUCACUUUUCUGCGGCCUUGCGACGUCUUCGAAAAUGUUAAUUGUCGCUCGCGCAGUGGCUGGCCUUGGAUCGGCCGGAUUGAUGAAUGGUGGCUUGACUAUUGUCUCUUCAUCAGUCCCUUUUCACAAGUCUCCGCCUCUCAUCGGAAUGAUGAUGGGAUUUUGCCAACUCGGCGUCGUCCUUGGCCCUCUUCUAGGAGGAGCAUUCACUGAAUACACAACUUGGAGAUGGUGCUUCUAUAUCAAUCUUCCUAUCGGUGCAUUGGUUGCGUUUCUCCUCGCCUUUACUGAUAUCCCAGAACAGGCUGCUAAGCCGCCAAUUAAAGCGGCAUUCGACACUAUAACGCGCAAGCUAGAUCUCAUUGGCUUUGCUCUUCUCGCGCCCGCGGCUAUUCAGCUUCUCCUUGCACUUGAAUAUGGUCAAAAUGAGUACCCAUGGAACAGUGCAACUGUCAUUGGACUUUUCUGCGGGGCCGGUGCUACUUUCAUACUCUUUUUAUUCUGGGAAAACUACCAAGGUGAAAAAGCCAUGAUUCCUCUUUCUAUGGUUGCAAAGAGGAAUGUCUGGUCAAGCUGCCUAGUGAUCCUGUCAAUCUCCGCCAUUGCUCUUAUUUCCUCUUACUACCUCCCUCUGUACUUCCAGGCCAUCAAGAAUGACUCUCCAAUGAUGAGCGGUGUCUACCUACUCCCGAGCAUUUUGUCACAAGUAGCGAUGGCCGUCAUUUCAGGGGCUCUUAUUGGCAAGAUGGGGUACUACCUUCCAUGGGCUGUUGCUUGCGGGGUCUUAUCAUCAAUUGGCAAUGGUCUUUUAUCGACACUGGCACAAAACACUUCCACGGGAAAAUGGGUUGGAUAUCAGAUCAUUGCAGGAGCUGGACGCGGGGCUGGAUUCCAAACGCCUCUCAUCGCAGUUCAGAACACUUUACCACCCAGUCAAAUAUCAGUCGGGAUGUCAAUCCUGAUGUUUGCGCAAACACUCUCUGGUGCGAUCUUUCUUACAUUUGCAGAUGUGAUCUUUUCAACUGGGCUCAAGUCCACAAUUCCAAAAGACGCUCCCAACGUCAACCCACAAGUCGUUAUCGCUGCAGGUGCUACUGGCAUACGAGACGUGGUAUCUAAUCAAGACCUCCCGGGAGUCUUGAAGGCUUAUGCAAAGAGUGUGGAUCAUGGUUUCUACAUGUCCGCUGCUCUCGGAGUAUGUUGUCUGAUUUUUGCAUUCGGAAUGGGCUGGGAGGAUGUUCGAAAGAAGAAGCCUGCUGGAGAACAGGUCUGA